AUGAGAGCUUUCCGACCGAUCCUCAGGAGGGGGUUCUCCUCGCUCCACCAGAAGCCAUUCACCCUUCCUCCUCCAAAGCUUAUUUCAUCAUCCAAAUUGGUCGACGAGGAACGCGUGCCGUGGUACGGGCACAACAGAUUCUACCCCGCAAAACCUGGAGAUGUUCUGGCCGAUUGCUUUCAGAUCUUGGUCAAGAUUGGCUAUGGUAGCUCUUCAACAGCAUGGCUUGCGCGUGAUCUCCGGCAGUAUGUUAAUUCUAUGAUCUCAUCACCGAACAUUGCGCUAAACAGUGUCAGUGACUCUAGUGAUGGCGAGGUUGUGGUAACAUUAAAAAUCACCAACAGCGACGGUGCUGUAUCUGAGCAAGAGCUCGAAAUAGAGGAGCAUAUCGCCAAGUCCGGCUCGUCACAUGGUGGGCGUGCACUGCUACGAACGAACUUGGAGUACUUUCAAGUGGAAGGCCCACAGGGCAAACAUCUAUGUCUAGCAUACCCACCUAUGAGGGAGUCCCUCUGGCGUUUUCAGAGACGGUUUGAGAAUUCGGUUGUGCCCUUUCCCCUUCUUAAAGUGUAUCUGGUUAUCUUGUUGGAAGCCUUGGACUGCCUCCACACAGCUUGCGGCGUUGUUCAUUCAGAUCUGAAGCUCGAAAAUAUUAUGAUGCCCUUCGAAGACGGCGAGGUGCUGUCUAACUUCCUGAAUCAGCAUUUAGAACAGCCGGCCGAGUACAAAAUCGAUGCUACUGGUCGACACGUUUAUCGUCACAACAGUGAUUUUGGCGAUCUCAGACGUUUGUGGAUGAAUAUGGUCCCACAUAUUGUUGAUUUUGGGUCGUCUCUACAACUCCAUGGUGAGACUGGACGGGGUCUCUAUCCAAUUCAAUCAAAUCAGUAUCGUGCACCAGAGGUCACGCUUGGGUUUCCCUGGAACAGAAGCGCGGAUAUCUGGAAUCUUGGAACUUUGAUCUGGGACAUGGCCGAAGGGACAGAGCUUUUCCAGCAAGCUCAAGAUCCCACUGGAAACUAUAAUGCCAAGGCGCAUCUUGCGGAAAUGAUCGCACUACUUGGGCCGCCUCCUCCAAAUCUCAUCAGUGCAUCUCACUCCACACUGGUAUUGAAAUGGCCACAGAAAAUACAGCUCUACGGUGGCGAACUUUGUGAGAAUGCAAUGGAAAUGUUCCACGGUCCAUUUUUCGACGAUGACGGCAAUUUCCUGCAUCAACAGCUAAUCCCCGAUCGAAAGAUCGAAGAUACACUACCACUUCUGGAAAAGAAAGACAGAUACGAACUCUUAUCGUUCGCAAGGAAGAUGCUUACCUGGGACCCAGAAGAAAGGCCAACUGCUCGUGAGCUCCUAGAACAUUCAUUCCUCAAACUGCAAUAG
This is a messenger RNA of Penicillium bovifimosum, 1380 nucleotides long. RefSeq names its product protein kinase. The record is from RefSeq and is a predicted model, not a curated record. The transcript is spliced from 4 exons. Gene Ontology annotation, biological process: protein phosphorylation. Lineage: Eukaryota; Fungi; Ascomycota; Eurotiomycetes; Eurotiales; Aspergillaceae. Gene Ontology annotation, molecular function: ATP binding; protein kinase activity. Bases 1 to 1380 code for a protein of 459 amino acids.